AUGGGCGUAGCUGGGUGGGGGAACACCGCUGUGGAUGACGCCGGUGGUCGCCAGGGGGAGCGGCCAAGGCCGGAGUCAGACGUCUGGUCGCUCGGGUGCACGAUCAUCGAGAUGGCGACCGGAGUGCAGCAGCCAUGGCCAGACUGGAGACCAGAAGAUGCUGCGGAAGCGAUGUUUCGUAUUGGUUGUGGCAACGAGCUGUCGGAAUUCCCGCCCCUGCUAUUGGAGGUCGCCCGUGAUUUUCUCGACGAGUGCUUGGGAAGGGACGCAAGCGAGCGAUGGACUGCAGAGCAGUUAUUGCAGCAUCUUUUCCAAGACGAAGCGGAAACCCCCAUGGUGGAGACCCCGAUGCUCGAAUGGGCAAACUUAGAAUUCCACGAUAGCGCCGAUGACGGAGAAAGUUGUAGUGUGAGUCACAGUGACCUUUCUGAUUCCACCGAGCUGGUGGCUAGUGGAAGAGAGAGGUUAGGAGAAUUAGCUUCAUGCAUGCAGGGGAGUUUUGGCCUGGGCAAGGAGGCUUAA
This is a messenger RNA of Musa acuminata subsp. malaccensis (wild Malaysian banana), 522 nucleotides long. RefSeq names its product mitogen-activated protein kinase kinase kinase 17-like. NCBI's taxonomy places the organism in Eukaryota, Viridiplantae, Streptophyta, Magnoliopsida, Zingiberales, Musaceae. The record is from RefSeq and is a predicted model, not a curated record. Gene Ontology annotation, molecular function: protein kinase activity; ATP binding. Gene Ontology annotation, biological process: protein phosphorylation.